AUGACUAAGAUCUUUUUCACCGGUGUGACUGGCUAUAUUGCCGGCGACGCCUUAGCCGCCCUGGUAUCAAAGCACCCGAACCUUUCCUACGCUGCACUGGUUCGCAGCACAGAUAAGGCGGAGCAGAUCAAAGCCCAAUAUCCAAACAUCCGAAUUGUCCUGGGUGACCUUGACGACUCAGCACUCCUAGAGCGAGAAAGCGCAGCAGCAGAUAUUGUCCUCCAUGCCGCAGAUGCCUCCGACCAUGCAGGUGCUGCAAAGGCAAUUACUGCAGGUCUAGUAGCAGGCCACACGACGGGGAACCCUGGCUACUUGCUACACACAGGCGGAACAGGGAUUCUAACCUUCGAAGACAGCGACAGCGGUACCUACGGCAACAAAAGCGAGAAAGUGUACGACGACUGGGAUGGGGUAGAGGAACUCCUCACACUUCCCGACCAUGCAUUCCAUCGCAAUGUAGACCAGAUCGUCCUAGAGGCCGGUGCGAAGCAUGCAGAUGUACUUAAAACCGCUCUGAUCUGCCCGCCUACUAUCUACGGUCGAGGCCGUGGCCCAUGCUCGCAACGCGGUCGACAAGUCUACGAACUAGCAAAAGUGACCCUCCAGUUACAAAAAGGACCAAUCAUUGGAGCGGGGCAAUCGAUCUGGAAUGAUGUCCACAUCCAUGAUUUGAGCGAUGUUUAUUCGCUACUCGUUGAUGCAGCGAUUGCGGGCCGGACUGAUGACGGGCUCUGGGGUGCGGACGCUUACUAUCUGACCGAGAAUGGGGAACACGUCUGGGGGGAGUUGGCCCAGCAGACAGCGGACGUAGCCACAAAGCUGGGGUACUUGCCAGAGGCGAAAGCUGAGUCUAUUGAUUUGGAAAGUGCCAAGAAAUACGCUGGCUUUGAGUCGCUGAGCUGGGGUUUGAAUUCGCGUGGUCGUGCCCGACGCGCACGUGAGCUUCUGGGGUGGAAGCCUUCGCGCCCGAGUCUGGUGGCUGAGUUGCCGGCUAUAGUUCAGAGUGAGUGGCAGGCUCUGCAUUAG
Penicillium pulvis is the source of this 1026-nucleotide messenger RNA. RefSeq lists its product as uncharacterized. The transcript is spliced from 4 exons. NCBI's taxonomy places the organism in Eukaryota, Fungi, Ascomycota, Eurotiomycetes, Eurotiales, Aspergillaceae. The record is from RefSeq and is a predicted model, not a curated record. Bases 1 to 1026 code for a protein of 341 amino acids.